Messenger RNA from Abrus precatorius (Indian licorice), 2512 nucleotides. RefSeq names its product polyadenylate-binding protein-interacting protein 3-like. Gene Ontology annotation, molecular function: RNA binding. Gene Ontology annotation, cellular component: cytoplasmic stress granule. The transcript has 15 exons. NCBI's taxonomy places the organism in Eukaryota, Viridiplantae, Streptophyta, Magnoliopsida, Fabales, Fabaceae. Bases 279 to 2186 code for a protein of 635 amino acids. The record is from RefSeq and is a predicted model, not a curated record. Gene Ontology annotation, biological process: cytoplasmic stress granule assembly.
ACUUUGGAAAAUAUCUGUGUUAUUUCUAUGCUUCGUUGCGUUCUCGGUCGCUCUUUUUUCUCUCUUCGCCUUUGAAACCGAAGAAACAGUGUGAUUCCGAUUUUGGAUCACCGAACCCUACACUUCUCUCUCCGUCGCUGCAAUCGCUUCCUCCGUCGUUCUCAUCGUUCCAAUUCCUAUCCCUACUAACCCGCGCAUCGCAUUUUCAAUUUCAACCAAAUUCCCAUUCUGAUCAAGUUAGCUCCCACAGAUUAGUGGGGGAAGGGCUGUGGGUAAGGAUGAGUUUGCAACAAAUUGGGCAGCCUAAAUCAUCUAAUGGAUAUGGUCGAUGGAAAUCUGAAAAAGAAAGGGCAACUAAGUCUGAUAAUAAGUUCUCUGGAAAAUCAAAUGCUUGCAGCAGAUUAGCAAGUACAGGUGUAAUGACUGGCAAUAAAGGUGGAAGUUAUGAGAGUACUUCACGUGAUCGACUAGUAUAUUUAACGACAUGUCUUAUUGGGCAACAAGUGGAAGUCCAGGUGAAAAAUGGAUCUAUAUACUCUGGAAUAUUUCAUGCAACAAAUACUGACAAAGAUUUUGGAAUCAUUUUGAAAAUGGCUUGCUUGACAAAGGAUGGUUCUUUCCAAGGGCAGAGGUCUGGUGUAGAAUUUGUCAGCAAAGCUCCAUCUAAGACUUUAAUUAUACCUGCCAAUGACCUUGUACAAGUCAUAGCGAAGAAUGUUGCUGUUUCCAGAGAUGGCCUAUCUAGUGAAUCUCAUCAUGAUAUGCAUGAGGAGAUCAUGGUUGAUUCAGUAAUAUCUCAAUCUCGUCAUGUGGAGCUAGGUAGAGAAUUACAAAGAUGGGUACCUGAUGAAGACGAUCCACAAUGCCCUGAAAUGGAAAGUACCUUUGAUGGCCCUUGGAAAAGGGAUUGGGAUCAAUUUGAAACAAAUGAAAUGUUGUUUGGUGUGAAAAGCACAUUCAACGAGGAACUCUAUACAACAAAGCUCGAAAAGGGGCCUCAGAUGAGAGAAUUGGAAAAGGAAGCAUUAAGAAUAGCAAGAGAAAUUGAGGGUGAGGAAACCCAAGAUCUUCAUCUAGCAGAGGAAAGAGGGAUUUACCAUAACUUUAAUAUUGAUGAAGAGACCAGAUUCUCUUCAGUAUAUAGGGGUAAAGGUGUUGAUGAUAGUGGAUAUGAUGAAAAUGAGGACAAAUUGUCAGAUUCACAAAAUUCUGAAACAUUUGGUGACAUGUAUGGUUCAAGCAUUAAGAAACCAGGUGAAAUAAGUGGUCGAAGAGGCAAUACUGGAGCUCAAACAUGGUCAAAUUUCACCUCUGUGGAUCACUCACAGUCAUCUCAGUCAAGUACCGGUGUGGCUUUGUGUCGCUCUGGAUCUAAUGAUCAUGCUAAGCAGUUAGCACCUGAACCCCCUGCCCAAAGUUGCUUAGUUUCAGAUGGGGAAAGAAGGAUUCAGGAGAACUCGGUUAGCGAUCUGGAUGGAGCCCAUGAUAAUGCCGUGGAAGAAAAUUGGACACAAGCUGAGGAUGCCCAGCUAUCAAAAUCUGAGGAUUUACAGUCAUCACUCAACAUAAAGAAAGAUGGUUCCAGUGAAAAGGGGUUAUCUCCUGAUGCAGCCUCUGGUACCCCUUCUACUAAUAUUUUAUCGAAGACUCAUGAGGGAACUGUUGGGGAGUUGACUGGGGGUUCUGCAUCUGUUAAAGCUAACAAGGAAACAAAGUCUGUAAAUUCACGCGGAAGACUAGGUAGUACACAAUCUGGUUUGGAUUGUGUUGUAGCAUCUUCUGGUCCUGGUCUGUCUCCAAGCUCUUCAGUUGGUUCAAUGUCUUCGGAAAAGUCAACUCUGAAUCCCAAUGCCAAGGAAUUCAAGCUAAACCCCAAUGCUAAGAGUUUUAUUCCAUCUCAAACACAUGCUAGGCCUCGCUCCCCAGUUUCUGAUGGUUCCUACUAUUACCCACCUAAUGUAACCACUGUACCAAAUAUGCCAGCCAUGCCCAUGGGUAUUGGAGUUGGAACUACUUUUGCUGGUCCACAACCUGUCAUAUAUAAUCCGCAGGUAGCACAAAUACCAUCGCAACCAUAUUUUCAUCCAAAUGGACCGCAGUAUGGACAACUUCCUGGUCAUCCUAGGCAAGUUUUAUACAUGCCAAGUUACCUACCGGAGACGCCGUAUAGGGGACGGGAUUAUUGACCACUUGGUGAACUGCAUUCUUGGCUAGUUUGCUCUUUGCCUGGAAAGAAUGAACUGAGUGGAUGGCGUUAAAGAGUUUCAAAUCACAAGGAUAUCCGCCGCUGAGGAUUUCCUUAAAGGUUGGAUAAUUUCUAGGCAAGCUGGUUCAUACAUCUUUUAUAAGUUAAUUGAUCUUGUAUUCGCUCAUACAUCUUUUGGGAUUUCUUAGUUUUCGGUCAUGUAGUAGCUAAACUCAAUUUUUUUCUUCCUUAGUAUUAUUAUUAUGCAACAUUUACUUUAAAUUGCGUCUUCCCUAGUUCAGUAACUAUCAUUAUUUUGACCUUCAA